AUCAAAAAGAUCCAGGACAUGACCUGUGCCUCAGUCCACGCCAAUGUUUUUUUGUCAUCCAUGUACGACUUCAAUACGACAGCACAGCCACCAUAUUACACACCAGUCCAUCAGCAACUACACUUAAGGCCAGGCACCGGAUUUGUUAUAGCGCCACAUGCCUAUGAUUUAAAAGGCUUUUUUUCCACGACAGGCCCGGGCAUCAAUCCAGUCAGCUUCACCAGAAGUAGGUUUCCAGACGGUCAGGCAGCCUACAACACAUGCACGUUUUGGACACCAACACAGGAGGCUAGGCAGCAACCAAGGCGUGACCUAAGUGAAUUCAGCUAG
Messenger RNA from Ilex paraguariensis (yerba mate), 330 nucleotides. Lineage: Eukaryota; Viridiplantae; Streptophyta; Magnoliopsida; Aquifoliales; Aquifoliaceae. The record is from the annotation of a GenBank genome assembly.